Messenger RNA from Anopheles cruzii, 3670 nucleotides. It is a transcript of the gene MICU3, whose product is annotated as calcium uptake protein 3, mitochondrial. Gene Ontology annotation, biological process: calcium import into the mitochondrion; mitochondrial calcium ion homeostasis. NCBI's taxonomy places the organism in Eukaryota, Metazoa, Arthropoda, Insecta, Diptera, Culicidae. Bases 2 to 1561 code for a protein of 519 amino acids. The record is from RefSeq and is a predicted model, not a curated record. Gene Ontology annotation, molecular function: calcium ion binding. The transcript is spliced from 12 exons. Gene Ontology annotation, cellular component: uniplex complex.
GAUGGCGAUGUACACAAAUAGAAUCGCUAGGUGCUCGAAAUCGAACCCCGUUUUCACCGUGUUAUCGCGCAAUAUCGGUCACAGUUCAGGUGCACGCCAAUGGUUCCGUCAUCCGACCGUCCGGUACAUCUGUUUGGUGAGCGGUGGGCUGCUUGCUUUCACCGCAGCGACCUAUCGCAACCGCAACCCUAAGGUCUUCGCACUACAGCUGCGGAAGGAUGAAAUUGCGGACAAGGCCAUUAAGCUUACGGCUCGCGAGCGGCGCUUCAUCAAGUUCGCCUCGGUCGAGUUCGAUGGGCAGAUCUACAUGACACCUCAAGACUUUCUAGAGUCGGUUGUCGAGCAGGAGCCACGCCCCCGCCUCAAGAGGAAGUCAUUAACGCACGCCGAGAUCCAGCAGCUAAAAGACUACACGCCACCGCUGAAGCACGGCUCGUCGCAGCUUUUCCGCAGUCUGCGUGACAAAGGCAUCAUAUCCUACACGGAAUAUUUGUUCCUUCUCUCCGUACUUACGAAACCGCACUCCGGAUUUCGCAUCGCCUUCAACAUGUUCGAUACGGAUGGGAAUCAGCGCGUCGAUAAGGAUGAGUUUCUCGUGAUUCGUCAACUGCUCGGAGGAUCGCUGAAGGAUCGAGAUCUUGACGAAGGCACGCGUAAAGCUCUGCUGCAUCUCGUGUCGACCAGUGCACAAGCGAAAUUUUUACUCAAAAACUAUCGCGAGCAAAAACCGAAAGCAUCGAUCGGUGAGCAGCAGCAACGGCAGCAGAACCCCAGCAGUCCCACAGGAUCCUCAGCUGAGGACGCUAGCGACGCCAAUCCACCCGCCAAGGGUAGAGUAAAGCGAUUAAUGGAGAAAAUUUUCAGCUUCGCUUGGAAGGGAAAACGGGGUAUCGAAAGCAAGGAAGGUGAAGAACCGGGCGAACACGACGAUUACGUGGACGAUGAGCAAGGCCUGCAGAGGAAGCACAAGGUUGACACGACGCUGCAGGUGCACUUUUUCGGCAAAAAGGGGGACAAAGAUUUGCAGUACGAUGGGUUCUACAACUUCAUGAAAAACCUCCAGACCGAGGUGCUCGAGCUGGAGUUUUGCGAGUUCUCCAAAGGCCACGAGCGCAUCUCGGAGGUGGACUUUGCAAAGAUUCUGCUCCGCUACACGUAUCUGGACACGGACGAAUACGACAACUACCUGGACCGUCUGCUGGACAAAGAGGCCAAAGAGAAGGGCGUAUCGUUCGACGAUUUCCGCCAGUUCUGCCAGUUUCUGAACAAUUUGGACGAUUUCUCGAUCGCCAUGCGCAUGUACACACUGGCCGAUCAACCGAUUUCGAAAGAUGAGUUUUCACGUGCGGUCAAAAUCUGUACCGGUUCCCAGCUGAACACACACCUCAUCGACACCGUGUUUGCGAUCUUUGACGAGGACGGCGACGGUCUGCUUUCGUACAAAGAGUUUAUCGCGAUCAUGAAGGAUCGCGUCCACCGAGGAUUCAAAUCCAACGUAAAGUCGGAAGGCUGGGAAGCAUUCAAACACUGCUUGAAGCAAGAAAUGAAGCAAAACGUUUAAAACGAUGCUCCUACAGAAGUUCUCCCUUACUCUCUUAUCCACGUGGUAUCUUUCAAACUAAACCUACUAAUCGUUUUUUGUCCACUAGCAUCCGAUUACUAACCAAAACCAUCAGCAACUAUUAACGGUUUCUCACCCAGUUAAACCAAGGGUUUUAGGGGCCCCUCGGCAUUUAAAGUGCCAUCCGAUACGGUGACAACUUAUCCCCGAUCUCUUCCUGCUGCUACAGCGCGCGAUCGAAAAAAUCGUAAACACUUACGUGCAACUUGUUACUUAGCGAAAAAGCCAAUUGUUUCUUCUAGUUAGUUGAGAGCGCAGGAUUGUUUCACUGUUAAUUGUUACGUGUGUGAUUAGCAAAAGUGUUUGUAUUCAAAAAGCAAUUUUAAUUUUUUGUUCUAUAGACAUGAGAGAUUGUUUAGCAGUUCACAUAAGUUUAGUGCUUUAAAAGCAACCGCUUAUGUGAUGUUAGUUAAUCGUGGGUCACCGCAAAGAAAUUAAUGUUCAUAUUGUUAGUGAAUUGUGUAGUUCCAAGUCCGAAGUAUUUAUUUCAUUAGCCACCAGUUUUUUCGAAGGUCCAAAGUUUUCUCAUACUUACGUCUUGCCUGUAACGUCUUGCCUGCCUGUCUAUUUCAAUAACACAAUAACAUGAAGGCAAAGGCACGUGUUUUUGUUCAAAAACGUGCGAUAAUUUAAAUCACACACACCAUUUAUCGUCACCCAUAAUUUUAUUGUCGCGAUAGAAAGUAGAAUCAUACAAAAUGGAAAGUAUUAUCUGAAUUCAGCCGAGGACGCUUCGAUGAAGGACGCCAAAUUGCAAUUGUUUGUCAUCAUAGGAGAAAGGUUGCGACCGGCAAUUGCAUGAUGCAAUUUAUGUUUACGCCAUUGAACAACUAAGCUAAUUGUUACGCCCCGUCUCGAGCCAUUUGUUGAUCGUUUUGUAUUUAACUGAAAUACCAAAAACACGCCAAUUCAAAAUCCAUGAUGCGUUCGUUGAGUUCUUUCCCAUCCGAAAAAAGAAUUGUGAUAUCGAAAUAAUUACGAAGCUUAUGGGCAAUUUUAAGAAAAGCACAAAUUUAUUACACAUUAGUUUGUUCGUUUUUGCCCCGCUCAACCUUUUCUUGUCCACUUUCUUGGUUGGCUUUUACGAUACUCCCUGGACCGGGUGUAAUGGUUUUAUAAAUCAUUAAAACUUUAAAAAUAUCAUUUUUCGCCUUUCUGCGGUAUCGGUGCUGCUUAGUGAUUAUUGAUGCCACUCACAGGACAGGAAGCCUCUCUACUCUGGUUCGAUUUUUAUCCCUGGUAGCCCCCUAUCGUGCUUCAGUUCAUGAUUCAGAUUGAUGAUAAGUUUUGUAGUAAAGUGUCUCAACGUACACUAUCGAUUAUAAUGGUUCUUAGCGAUACAGAGGAUUCUGCUGCGUCGCGUCCCCGGUUUUUACUAAAACUAUAAAAGACGAUAGUAUUAAUGGGUAUUUUAUAUAUAGACUUCAUGUUCUGCACCACUGACAAGCUUAUUACACGCAAAGAAAGUGGAUCGCACGCAUCAUUGCUUCCGGAACAAUAUACAGUCUCUCGUUCACUUUAUCGAGUUCUGUUAAGAAGAGUUUACUGAUUUUAGUUUUCGUAUAUUCUCGAGCUACUACUCGUUCGGGUGUCCCGUAACAAGCUGCAAAAAACCCCGGCCUUGUGUGCCAUGAUUGUAAAGCUGGGCUUUCUCUCUCUCUGCUCUUAGUAGACGACUAUCAAAAUAUAUGAUUAUUGUAUACCGUUGCUUUGGAAAGGACCGCCCAAAUGUUUGUCUGGUUGGCCCAUCAUUAUAUUACUUGAUGCCGAUUGUUGCCGAUUUUAUUCGAUGCCGCAAAAACGUAAUUUUAAAUAUGAUAAUCGCACCACCAACUCCGUCCAUAUUAUGCAGUCUCUCGCAGUCAGUUAUUUAAUGCUAAUUUUUAAUUUUACUGUCCUAAUUUUCAUGAAGACGCUAUAAAGCAUUGCCGAUUGAUGUUUGUCUCUGUUGCCGAUUGUUUCUCAUCAAGUCUUUUCGAAAAAUGUACAUUUGAUUUUGUUUUGUGCUACGACCACUACGAGUACUGUCUCUCUCACGAUGUCUCUCUC